Dibothriocephalus latus is the source of this 594-nucleotide messenger RNA. Lineage: Eukaryota; Metazoa; Platyhelminthes; Cestoda; Diphyllobothriidea; Diphyllobothriidae. The record is from the annotation of a GenBank genome assembly.
UCCCGAACUCUUCUGACCAAAGAACUCAGUCUUCCCCAGGUCAACGAUUGCCUGGCUCUGCACUUGGGCGUUCUUCACAGUCUCACCUUGCCCCUUCCCAAACUACCCACAUUCCUCUUCAAGACGCUGGCUAAAUUCCUUCAGCAACUCACCGGUACGAGAGGCCUGUCUCGGUCCGGUAAACAGUCUACUUUCAGAGAUACUGAGCAGCUUCCCGACAACCUCCUCAUCAGUCCCCCCAACUCCCUGCUGGCCUCAACUCUUUUCGGUUCAACCUCCUCCAUUGGCUCCAUUCCCGAACCCCAGACCCACCUCUUCAGAUUUGUCUCAGAUUAUCGGCUCGUUGAAGAGUUCGAAUGGCUUAGAGAGGGCAUCCUCUCCCUAUCUCUCUCUCUCUCUCUCUGUCAACUAUAUCCGGUUUUUAUUACUUUUUCUGGCAACGCCAAAUCCUUUCGGAUGUACCUUUUCUGGCAUGUGCUCCUUUUCUGUGUACUUCUGUUGGAUGCAUUGGCUCUUGUCACUACUUUCUACAGGCGGGGUUUGUUUCAGACUCCUCUGUUGGACUAUACUCCAGGAUUGACACUAGCAGUAUGA